AUGGGGAGGCAGAAGGCCUUCUCCACCUGCUCCUCUCACCUCAUCGUGGUGACUGUUUUCUGUGGCACCCUCGUCCUUGUCUAUAUGACACCCAGGACAGCCUCCCUGAGGCAGCUCCAUAAAGUCCUCUCCUUUUUCUACACCAUCCUCACGCCCCUGGUCAAUCCACUCCUCUGCAGCCUGCGGAACAGGGAGAGCCCCCAGACCAAGAGACAGAAAAUGUCCAACAGCAGCUCCAUCACCCAGUUCCUCCUCCUGGCAUUCGCAGACACGCGGGAGCUGCAGCUCUUGCACUUCUGCCUCUUCCUGGGCAUCUACCUGGCUGCCCUCCUGGGCAAUGGCCUCAUCAUCACCGCCAUAGUCUGUGACCACCACCUCCACAGCCCCAUGUACUUCUUCCUCCUCAACCUCUCCCUCCUCGACCUGGGCUCCAUCUCCACCACUGUCCCCAAAGCCAUGGCCAAAUCCCUCUGGGACACCAGGGCCAUUUCCUACUUGGGAUGUGCUGCUCAAGUCUUUCUGUUUGUCCUUUUCAUGUCAGCAGAGUUUUAUCUACUCACUGUCAUGUCCUAUGACCGCUACAUUGCCAUCUGCAAACCCCUGCACUACGGGACCCUCCUGGGCAGCAGAGCUUGUGUCCACAUGGCAGCAGCUGCCUGGGGCAGUGGGUUGCUCAAUUCCCUUCUUCACACAGCCAAUAUAUUUUCACUACCUCUCUGCAAAGGCAAUGCCAUGGACCAGUUCUUCUGUGAAAUUCCACAGAUCAUCAAGCUCUUCUGCUCAGAUGCCUACCUCAGGGAAGCUGGGCUUCUUGUGGUUACUGCUUUUUUCAGUUUUGGCUGUUUUGUUUUCAUUGUGCUGUCCUACGUGCAGAUCUUGAGGGCCGUUCUGAGGAUCCCCUCUGAGCAGGGACGGCACAAAGCCUUUUCCACGUGCCUCCCUCACCUGGCCGUGGUCUCCCUGUUUCUCAUCACUGCAGUGUUUGCCCACCUGAAGCCCCCCUCCAUCUCCUCCCCAUCCUUGGACCUGGUGGUGUCAUUUCUGUACUCGGUGGUGCCUCCAGCAGUGAACCCCCUCAUCUACAGCAUGAGGAACCAGGAGCUCAAGGAUUCCUUAUGGAACCUGACCCCAUGGAUGCUGUUUCACCAACAAUAA
Molecule: messenger RNA, 1155 nt
Organism: Gavia stellata (red-throated loon)
Lineage: Eukaryota; Metazoa; Chordata; Aves; Gaviiformes; Gaviidae
Product: olfactory receptor 14J1-like
Exons: 2
Coding region: 1-1155 (384 amino acids)
Biological process (GO): G protein-coupled receptor signaling pathway
Cellular component (GO): membrane
Molecular function (GO): olfactory receptor activity; G protein-coupled receptor activity
Source: RefSeq, a predicted model, not a curated record